AUGGCUGCAGCCGCUAAAGAGUUUAAAAGUGGAACUUACAUAUCACAAGAAUCUAUCAAAAUUAUUGCAGAAUCAGUCGGUAUAUCAAAUAUAUCUGAUGAAGCUGCAAAACAUCUUGCAGAUGACAUAACUUACCGAAUGAAAAUAAUGAUACAGGAUGCAAAGAAAUUUAUGGGCCAUGCUAGAAGAAAAAAGCUCAGUGUUAACGAUUUGGAUUAUACUCUUAAAGUAAAAAAUAUUGAGCCUUUGUAUGGAUUUGUUUCUUCUGAGUUUAUCCCAUUUCGAUUUGCAAGUGGUGGAGGACGAGAAAUUUAUUUUAGUGAAGAGAAGGAGCUUGAGUUAAGUGAUCUUGUGGGAGCCCAAAUGCCUAAAUUACCACUUGAUGUGUCUGUCAAAGCUCAUUGGUUAAGCAUAGAAGGAAUUCAGCCCACCAUUCCUGAAAAUCCUCCUCCAGUUUCCAAAGACCAGCAAAAGCUUGAAAGUAUGGAUCCCACAUCAAAAAUGCCAAAGAUUGGCGCCAAUGCUUCAAGCAAAGAAUCAAAAGAAGAAAUAUCAAAACAUCUUGAAAUAGUUCGCCUAAAACAAUUAGCUACUCAUGAGCUUUCAGUGGAGCAGCAAUUGUACUACAAAGAAAUUACAGAAGCUUGUGUUGGAUCAGAUGAAUCAAGGAGAGCAGAAGCUCUGCAAAGUCUUGCUUCUGAUCCUGGUUUAUAUCAAAUGGUUCCCAGGCUGAGUCAGUUUAUAUCCGAAGGUGUUAAAGUAAAUGUUGUGCAGAAUAAUUUAGCCCUACUCAUUUAUCUAAUGCGCAUGGUGAAAGCUUUGCUGGACAACCAAACUUUAUUUCUUGAAAAAUAUCUUCAUGAAAUCAUCCCUUCUGUGUGUUCCUGUAUCGUUAGCAAACAGCUAUGCACAAGACCUGAUGUUGACAACCAUUGGGCAUUAAGAGAUUUUGCCUCUCGACUUAUUGCUCAAAUAGCAAAAAAUUUCAACACAACAACUAGCAAUGUUCAAACAAGAGUCACCAGGUUGUUUAGCCGUGCAUUGGCAAAUGACAAAAUGCCUCUUGCGUCUCAUUAUGGGGCUAUAUCCGGCCUUUCUGAGCUUGGACCUGAAGUGGUACGGACAUUUGUUAUUCCUAGAGUCAAAGGGAUCGGUGAACGAAUUAGGCAGUGUCUGGAAGGCCCUACAGCAUCUAGCGUAGAUAAAAGUGCUGCUGAGCAUAUAAAGCAACUUGUCUUGCGUGUGCUGUCUCCUGUCCUAAAAUCAAGCAACUUAGUUGGUGACUCCUUAGAGGAUUACAAAAAUGAAUUUGGAUAUUUAGGGCCAUUUUUGCACAGUCAUGUAAUGCGAGCAAGACAGCAGACAACCACUACAACCACAUCGACAAGAACAACACUAACAGUUUCACAGCCACGCAUAAUUCCCGCCCUUGCAAGACCACCGACCAUAGUUGCAGUUCCUCGCACGACUCCAACUACUGGAGUACCAUCACCUACUGCUCCUAAGUAUGUCAUUGUCACACCUACAGCACGCCCAGGAACACCAGUGAGUCAGCCAUCACCAACUGCUACCAGCAACCCUACUCCUACUCUUGUAAAAAUAGUUACAACUCCCUCUACCACUCCUAUUCCAGGGAGAGUGGUGACUUCUGGUGCCAAUUCUCUUCCAAAACUUGUUGUGCUGCAAACAGAAUGCGAUGGUAUCAAAUCUGAACCAACAACGCCUGAUCACAGUCGUCCUGUGUCUCCUGAAGUGGCUGCUUAUAUUUCAGCCUCUGAUACAAUAGAACAUAGCUGAGAAAUUCUUCUCAAGAUGCACUGGAAAAAAUCUACAUGAGUGCCUAAAAUGUUUUUAAGUUGAGAGAUGAAUGAGAAAAUGUUUUACUUUGUCUUAUCAUUUCAUAUGUUGUUAAGAUGUUGCUUGUGACUUUAAAGCACUGGUAAAUCAUCACAGGUAGUGUUCAUCAUAUUGAUGAAAGACAUUUGAAAAAAGCAGUUUUUCUACCUUCAUGAAAGGGAAAAGAGGAAAAAUAAAGAAUGGUAAAUGCAUAUUGAAACUGCAAGUAAUCAUAUAACUUGGACUGUUUUCCAUCCAAUCAUCUAGUUUAAUCUUUUCAGUUAUUCCACUGUCUCAAAAAAUGAGUUGCAAAAAAAAAAAAAAAAAAAAAAAAAAAACAGAAAUAGUUUAUUGAAAUGCAAUAAAAUUUUUACAGGGUGUUGAACAGAAGAAAAGAUAAUGCUUUGCAACACUUCAGAGAAAAACUGCAGUUAGUUUUCAAAUUACCGGUAGACUGCUGUUGGCAUUUAAAUUGAAGUACAGUAAAUUCUUGAUCAUCUGCGGUGUUUCACACUUUCAACGAAAAAGAAAAAGAAUUUCGGCAAUGAUUAAACCGGUGUCGAUUAAUGCACCCAUUUUAACUUAACGAGUGAAAAAGCUGUUUCUGGACAUUCAUAUUUCUUCUCCCCCUCCCAUCAAACCUACCAAGG
Messenger RNA from Uloborus diversus, 2486 nucleotides. RefSeq names its product transcription initiation factor TFIID subunit 6-like. Gene Ontology annotation, biological process: RNA polymerase II preinitiation complex assembly; transcription initiation at RNA polymerase II promoter. Gene Ontology annotation, molecular function: protein heterodimerization activity; RNA polymerase II general transcription initiation factor activity; transcription coactivator activity. Bases 1 to 1797 code for a protein of 598 amino acids. The transcript is spliced from 12 exons. Gene Ontology annotation, cellular component: SLIK (SAGA-like) complex; transcription factor TFIID complex; SAGA complex. The record is from RefSeq and is a predicted model, not a curated record. Lineage: Eukaryota; Metazoa; Arthropoda; Arachnida; Araneae; Uloboridae.